This is a messenger RNA of Vidua chalybeata, 3244 nucleotides long. RefSeq names its product nuclear receptor interacting protein 3 (gene NRIP3). The transcript has 7 exons. Gene Ontology annotation, molecular function: aspartic-type endopeptidase activity. The record is from RefSeq and is a predicted model, not a curated record. Gene Ontology annotation, biological process: proteolysis. Bases 642 to 1391 code for a protein of 249 amino acids. Lineage: Eukaryota; Metazoa; Chordata; Aves; Passeriformes; Viduidae.
AGAGCAUCCCCCAGCACAGGAGACACAGCAUCCCCCAGCACAGGAGACAGAGCAUCCCCCAGCACAGGAGACACAGCAUCCCCCAGCGCAGGAGACAGAGCAUCCCCCAGCACAGGAGACACAGCAUCCCCUAGAACAGGCAACAGAGCAUCCCCUAGAACAGGAGACAGAGCAUCCCCCCAGUGCAGGCGACAGAGCAUCCCCCAGCACAGGAGACACAGCAUCCCCCAGCACAGGAGACACAGCAUCCCCCAGCACAGGAGACACAGCAUCCCCUAGAACAGGAGACAGAGCAUCCCCCAGCACAGGAGACACAGCAUCCCCCAGCACAGGAGACACAGCAUCCCCCAGCACAGGAGACACAGCAUCCCCUAGAACAGGAGACACAGCAUCCCCUAGAACAGGAGACAGAGCAUCCCCCAGCACAGGAGACACAGCAUCCCCCAGCACAGGAGACACAGCAUCCCCCAGCACAGGAGACACAGCAUCCCCCAGCACAGGAGACAGAGCAUCCCCCAGCACAGGAGACACAGCAUCCCCCAGCACAGGAGACACAGCAUCCCCUAGAACAGGAGACACAGCAUCCCCCAGCACAGCAGCUCCCCCCGGAGCGCAGCUCCAAGGAGUGAGCAGCAGGAGAGAUGUUUUAUUCGGGGAUCCUGACAGAGCCGAGUAGGAAAGAAGUGGAGAUAAGGGAAGCGGCGUCUCUCCGCCAGCAGAGGAGGAUGAAGCAGGCGGUUCAGUUUAUUCACAAGGAUUCUGCAGAUCUGCUCCCUCUGGACGGGCUGAAGAAGCUGGGGACGUCGAAGGAUACUCAGCCACAUAACAUCCUGCAGAAGCGCCUGAUGGAGACAAAUUUAUCCAAGUUCCGAGGCAGCCGAGGCAGCCGGGCUCCGAAGGGCGAUCUCUCAUCACAGACCAACAGGCUGAACCAAACCAAACUGGGCAGCUCGGGGAAAACAGAGGAUGAAGAGCUCAUAGUGGUGAGCUGCCAGUGUGCGGGGAAGGAGCUGAAGGCCGUGGUGGACACCGGCUCGCAGCACAACCUCAUGUCCUCCUCCUGCCUGGACAGGCUAGGGUUAAAGGAGCAUCUCAAAGCACUCCCUGUCGAAGAGGAGAUGGUUUCAUUGCCAAACAAGGUGAAAGCCAUCGGGCAGAUCGAGUGUCUGUCCCUCACGGUGGGAGCGGUCCCCGUGGAGUGUGCUGCCCUCGUCGUGGAAGACAACAACCAACCCUUUUCCUUUGGGCUGCAGACACUGAAGUCUCUGAAGUGUGUCAUAAACAUGGAGAAGCAGCACCUCGUUCUGGGGCAGAUGGACAGGGAAGAAAUCCCGUUUGUGGGCGUUGACAGUGCUGAGGCAGGAGAGCAUUUCAGCAGUUUGGAGGCAUAAAGAGAAAUUGAAACACCACCCCCUCGCAGGAGCUUGAUAUCAAAGAAAUCCUGUGCAGCUGUUCCAGAUGAAACAGCAACGUGCUGCUUUGAAAACAUUUAUACUAGGCUACAGCUUGAGUAGAGCUAAAUGAAAUCCUGUUUGUAGCCAGUAAUUUAGAGAUAUUGUCAUGUUUAUCUAUGGGUUUUGAGAAACAAACGUGUGCUUACUUUCUGGACUUUUCUAUAUAGUGUCCUCUUUAUUACAAACAGUUGGGAAAAACCUUAUGAAUUUCUUCUGAUGAGAAAAAUACUUUUUAUAGUGGCCUCGUAUGAGUAAUUGUACUUAGCUGCGAUUAGAGGCUAUCAGAAUGAGAUUUUUAUUAAUGAUUUUUCCAGGGGCUAAGCAUUUAUAUUCACUUAAUUGAUAUUGCCACAUUCAAAUGGCCAUUACCAGGAAGUUACUCAGAGUAAAAUAACAAUGUUAAUACCACCUAAAAAUUAUAGCUCAUCCUGUUAGCAUAGCAUUGUUGCCAUGUAAUUAGGGAUGCAACUGCUGGCUUGAUGAGAAAGAGCAAUUGCAGAAUUAUUAAUGGGUUACAGGCUUCUCUGCAGUGGCGUGGCAGAAGCACAGGAACAGGAUCUGGGAGGGCUCCCAGGGUGAUCUCCCAGUGUGGGGUUGGCACCAGCGCUGGGACUCAAAACCCUCUGAGCAGGGAUCCUCUGGGCAAGUCGUGGCUGCCUUCCUGUGGGGGUAGUCAAGUAAAUAAAUCAUUACACCGGGCCAAAAGGCAACAAACGAGCACAGGAAUGUGUUGUCUGGAAAGCAGCAGAUGCAGUGCCCUGGGCUGCCCCUGCCACCAGGACCUGUGCCUGCCCCUGCCCACCCAGCACCCAGCCUGAAAACCCUGCAGCUCCCGGGCCACGGCUGGCGCAGGUUAUCGACUCCAGCUGCACUUCAGUGCUGCUGCCAGAAAUGCCAUAUUUUUUAUAUCUGUCUCCAAAUCGCUCGGGUUCUUAAGUGUAACCCUUGAUGACCCUCAGGGGAGGUGGGAGUUUUUGCCAGUACAAGCACUUCAUUUGGUGUCACUGUCCUGGAGCAGCAGGACAGGUAUUGCCUGGGGGAGCCUGGCCUCACACAAAUGUGGCUUCUUACGUUUUCAAAACCUAUUGGGAAUUAAUCGCUGUCAUCUGCUGAAGAGGCAUCUUUAAAAUUCAGAAUAAUCCCCUUGUGAUGUUGUGCAUCUGCUGACGGCCAGUCCUGCUGCAGCUGGAUCCUGAAGGGAUGCAGUUGUGCUGCAGGAGCUGCUCUGCCAGCUCUGACUUACCAAAAACGCUCUGGCCCCAGCAUCAGCCGCAAGCACCAUCGGCAUUCCCACUUCGGAAGCCUCUUGAUGGGUCUGGCUGAGAAUCAGAAAGUUUUGUCACCCCAUGGCCAUUGGCAGCCAGGCUCCUGCCAGCUGAUCCAGUGCGUGCCCACCCUGCCAUCCCAUGCCUGCCAGAGCAUCUCAGCUGGAGCUUUAUCUCCUGCACUGGGUUUGAACCUCUUUUCAAUAUUGGGUAUAUCCAGCAAACCUGAACUAUCUGUAUUUUGAGCUAUUUUCUAUUUUGGUGAUGAGUUUCAGUGCUUUCUCUACAUACAGUAUUUUAUAUAACACAGCUAUAAAUAAAAAAAUAUAUAUAUAUUUACAGGGUUGGGCUGCCCAGGGUAGUCCCACUGAUGUGUUGUAGAAAUAUUUCACUAAAUAUUAAAUAUAUUUGAUUAUUUUAUAUGCUAUGAGUUUGGUAUUUUGGUACUUUUUUUUCUUUCUCUGCAUAUUACUGUGCUAAAUGUCAAAUUAAAUCUAAAUAAAGUUACACCAUUAUCGCUGUUUA